Molecule: messenger RNA, 962 nt
Organism: Nannospalax galili (Upper Galilee mountains blind mole rat)
Lineage: Eukaryota; Metazoa; Chordata; Mammalia; Rodentia; Spalacidae
Gene: Nkain4
Product: sodium/potassium transporting ATPase interacting 4
Exons: 6
Coding region: 197-742 (181 amino acids)
Biological process (GO): regulation of sodium ion transport
Source: RefSeq, a predicted model, not a curated record
GCGGACAGGGCUAGGGUCUGCCUGGAGGCGGGGCGGGGUCUCCGAAACCAGCCAGGCGAAGGGCGGGAUCUUAGAGGUAGAGGUGGGGCGGCGUCCACAGCACCGGCUGAGCCGGGGGCGGUGGGCAGAGGCUCUGGCACCCAGCUGACUCUGGCCCACUCCGGCAGCGGAGACGCUCGCGGACGGCACGGGUACUAUGGGCUCCUGCACCGGCCGCUGCACGCUCCUUGCGCUCUGCACUCUGCAGCUGGUCACUGCUCUGGAGCGUCAGGUGUUUGACUUCCUGGGCUACCAGUGGGCGCCCAUCCUGGCCAACUUCAUCCACAUCAUCAUGGUCAUCCUGGGGCUCUUCGGCACCAUCCAGUAUCGGCCGCGUUACAUCGUGGUGUAUGCUGUGUGGGCAGCUGUCUGGGUCACCUGGAAUGUCUUCAUUAUCUGUUUCUACCUGGAAGUGGGGGGCCUCUCGAAGGACAGUGAGCUCUUGACCUUCAAUCUCUCCCGGCACCGCUCCUGGUGGGAGGAGCAUGGGCCAGGCUGUCUACAUGAGGCGGCAUCCACAGCAGACCUCAAGGUCCUACGUGAACAAUCCCUGAUGGUGGGCACUGGGUGUGCCCUGUCACACAGCUAUGUGGAGGCCCUACACAGUGGCCUGCAGAUCUUGCUGGCGCUCCUGGGUUUCAUCUACGGCUGCUAUGUGGUCAGCAUGUUUAUGGAAGAAGAAGACAGCUGUCUGUGUAAGUGAAGGUGCCUCUGAUCCUGCUCCUGAAACACAGCCACAGCCACAGGGACAAUGAGGAGACCCUGGGCCUUGAGUCAUCCUAGUUCUGCCUCUCUGCCUGCCCAGCACGUGCCCAGGUUCGUCUUGAACACCAGUGAGGGGUGAGGAGCAGUGCAGGCCAGGGUGACUGCCACUGUGACUUUGUGUUUUUAAUAAGAAGACAUGAAAGAAAAUAGAAACAAAA